UUUGCACGCUGCACAACUGCUCAAGCUAGUCUAGGUGGAUUCAUCACCCACUCUUUAAACUUCCCCUGUACCUUGCUACUUCCUAUUUAUUUCACCCUCCUCCUCCUCCUCCUCCUCCUCCUCCUCCUCCUCACAACAACGCUUACGGCGACGCCACAAGCGACGGAGACAGUUUCUUCUCACCUUAAAUCACCAAUCGCUGUUGAUCCAUUCAACGCAACGCCUCGUGUAGGGUCCGCACCGGUCCGCUUCCUUCUCGUUUCGUCCCUUUUCUCUGUAACUGAAAUCACUCACUCUCACUACUUCUUCUACCGAUUUCUGAACUAGGAAAGGAGCUGGUUUGCAUCUUUGCUUACAUAGUAGGAACAAAUCCCGGCUCUAGGGGCUUUGGAUAAGGUUCUGAGUUAUAUCUUCCUUCUUCUUGCCAUUCAUUCUGCCUAUGAACCCUAUGCAAGGGGGAAGCACAUCAAAGCUACCCCGAAGAGCAAAAGGCAAAAAGAAGAGGGGUCUACGAGUAAAAGAUGUUAAAGUAGCAGAAACCCCCUCAGAAUUCUCAUUUGAUAUAGCCAAAAUUGCAGUUUCUCAGAUCUGCCAGUCAGUUGGCUACAAAAGAACCAAAUAUGAUGCUCUUGAAGCCUUAAUUAAUGUUACCACAAAAUAUCUCGAAGCCAUUGCAAGAUCUGCUGCCUCUUUUGCCAAUGCAUCCAACCGUACUGAAUCAAACCUCUUUGAUCUCAUCAAUGGCAUUCAUGAUAUGUGUUCUGUUCGAGGAGUUCCCGGUGGUUCAAAACUGCAUUCAAGUAACCUGCUGAGUUCUGGAGCUCUAAAAGAUAUAAUGAGUUUCGUCAAAUUCUCCAAAGAAGUGCCAUUUUCCAAACCAAUUCCAUCAAAAAAUGGUCCCGGUAGCCGAAAUCCAGAAGUAAUCACUGAUUCUGGCUCAUCAACAAGCUUACAGGAAGCAAAACCAAAAGGUUUGCAUAUACCAAGUUGGCUCCCAGAUUUUCCCAAGGAAAGCUUAUAUAAAAAGUCUGAAGGGGGUUUAGUAAAGGAGAGGAAAUGUGGAGAAAAAUUAUGGGAACAUUCACUUGCAAUGGAAGAUUGCAUUGGUAACGGAGAGGAAAAUAGCGACAUGUUAAAGAGCAAUGACAUAAACAAAAAAGAAGAGAAAGACAUCACAACAGAGUUAGCCAAGGAAAGAGGAAGGGUGAAGUUUAAAAUUGGAAAGGAGGAAGAGAAACAGAUUGGGUUGGGUAUGAAUAUGAAUAUGAUGAACGGGGUUUGUAAAGGAAGGAAAAGAGUGUCUUGGAGUCAUUAUAAAAUGAAUGACUGUAUGAGUAAGGCUGGUGAAAAUGAUGAUGAAAGGAGUGCAUUAAAAGGAGAGAUGAGUUAACAUGAUUGUUAUGGAAAUUA
Messenger RNA from Vicia villosa (hairy vetch), 1410 nucleotides. RefSeq lists its product as uncharacterized. Gene Ontology annotation, molecular function: protein heterodimerization activity. The transcript is spliced from 2 exons. The record is from RefSeq and is a predicted model, not a curated record. Gene Ontology annotation, cellular component: transcription factor TFIID complex. The coding region runs from base 440 to 1390 and encodes 316 amino acids. NCBI's taxonomy places the organism in Eukaryota, Viridiplantae, Streptophyta, Magnoliopsida, Fabales, Fabaceae.